AGGAAAGAGAACAGUGUUCGGUAAGGAUGUUCUUGAUCCAGCGAGUUUAUAAAAUACGUUAAUUUUCCAACAUUUUCCUUUCGGUUGUGUCCACACCAUUGUCAACUAUGUUCAAUUAACAUCUUUUCCAACUUUCUCUUUUAACGCAAGUUUCGACAAUUCCUAUUUAAUAAUGGGCUUCAUAAUGAUAUUUUCUGGACCACAAUCACUUCGAUGAUAAUGUUCUUCGCAUCUAAUGAGUGUUAUCGGUUUCCGGAACGCGCCAUCAGGAUUCCAGCGACGUCUCCACGGAGGUCUAAUGAACGUGAGAAACCGCGUUCCACAAAUUUCUGGCAACUUUGCUGUCUGGGGCGGUCUUUUCUCCGCCAUCGAGUGCACGUUGAUCCAUUGGCGUCACAAGGAGGAUCCAUGGAACUCUAUAUUGAGCGGAGCACUCACGGGAGGUGUUCUCGCCUCGAGAACCGGAAUCACAUCGAUGAUUGGAAGCGCCACUGUCGGCGGCAUUUUCCUGGCUUUGGUCGAAGGAUUUGGAAUAAUAGCAACGAGACUUCACGCAGAUUCUUUCGCUCAACACACACGCUUGUACGAAAUGGAGAAUCUUCCGGACCUCAUUGAACUUCCGCCGAACGCAAGAUUAGGCUUCAGCGGCGCGCCAAUCAGCGAUGUACCAAUUCAGGCGAAUAGUAAUAACGUGGAGGUUGAUGUGAUUGCGGGUAGAUGAAGAAGACUUUUUUUUCAGUUUUUGUACGUAUUUUGUUUUCUAAGAGUGUUUUUUUAGAGCUGGUUUCGGGGUAUAGCGAUCAGUUUUUGUAUCUACAUUUUGUGAAAGAAAUUCCUUGUAAUCUUGGAAGCGUUCACAGUGGCGAGGAACGUUUGAUUUGGGUUUUAAUAUGAGAAACUUUGUGAUGAAGCGAAGAAAGGAGUUAUGUGAGAAGCGAUUUAUGUACUUGUGAUGUGAAUAUCUCGUUCUCUUUGUGGAAUACGAGAUAUCUACCUAUUUAUUUGUAACUAGAUUUUUAUCUUAAUUAUUGAAAGAACUGUAUAUUUUAUAUAAAUUAUGUUGAA
Frieseomelitta varia is the source of this 1065-nucleotide messenger RNA. Its product is annotated as mitochondrial import inner membrane translocase subunit Tim17-B-like. The transcript is spliced from 4 exons. Gene Ontology annotation, molecular function: transmembrane protein transporter activity. Lineage: Eukaryota; Metazoa; Arthropoda; Insecta; Hymenoptera; Apidae. The record is from RefSeq and is a predicted model, not a curated record. Gene Ontology annotation, cellular component: TIM23 mitochondrial import inner membrane translocase complex; mitochondrial inner membrane. Gene Ontology annotation, biological process: protein import into mitochondrial matrix. The coding region runs from base 236 to 721 and encodes 161 amino acids.